AUGACUGCCUACGGGGACAGCGCCGGCAUCAAGUUCAAAUUUGGCGGCACAGUUUCCAAUACUCUGGAGGCCCAUCGUGUCAUUCAACAUUUUCAAGAGACAAAAGGACCAGAGACAACAGACAAAAUCAUCAACUCGUUGUAUUAUCAAUUUUUUGAGGACGAGAAAAACCCUGCAUCUGAUGAAACAUUGCUGAAGGCAGCGACCGAUGCUGGUAUUCCUGAGGACGAAGCCAAAGCGGUUAUCGAAGACAAGAGCGAAGGCCUGAUGGACGUGAAAGCGUUGAUCCGUGAACAGGCGUCGAACGGGGUGGACAGCGUCCCAACCAUCCUGGUCGAAGGUAAGAGAAGAGAUUUUACGCUGGUUGGGGCCAAGGACGUGGAAGAGUAUGAAAAGGUGUUGCAUCAGAUUGCAAAAGAGAGCCAUUAG
This is a messenger RNA of Exophiala spinifera, 429 nucleotides long. RefSeq lists its product as uncharacterized. NCBI's taxonomy places the organism in Eukaryota, Fungi, Ascomycota, Eurotiomycetes, Chaetothyriales, Herpotrichiellaceae. The coding region runs from base 1 to 429 and encodes 142 amino acids. The record is from RefSeq and is a predicted model, not a curated record. The transcript is spliced from 2 exons. Gene Ontology annotation, molecular function: oxidoreductase activity.